UGGAAAUCGGUUAAAAUUAAAGGUUUCGUUAAUCACCCAACAGCUAUAAGGCUUGCUACUUUAAAGUUGCAGUUACCACAUCUUCAUGAUGCAAACUUCUUCAUAGUUCGACGAAACAAUAUUGAAGCAGACAAAUCUGCGACAUUAAUUUGAAACAAAAUAAAAAAAGGAACAUUUUUUAAAAUACCUUUGAAAUAUGACAUCGAAAUGUUUCCUCAAGACGCGUAGUGACAUCUAGUAUAGGGAAACUCAAACACAACCCUCCGUACUCCGGAGGUCAACCUUGCCAUGCGCAAAUGAAACUUUCCAGAUAAGCCAUAUUAGUCCAUAACCAUCUUGGCAAUAAAGUCUCAAUUCCUUUGAACGUUUUACGCAUGCGCUGUUAAAUUGAUUUGUAAUGUCAACCCUUGACAGAUGCUAAAAUGUGUUGGUAAGAAACUGUGUUGUUAUUUGUGAAAUAAACAAAAACUAGUGAGGGUACGGGGAAUGCUGUAGCAAUGAAACUAGAAGCAUGUUUAAUUUUAAUGCUGAACGCGAUAUCGUCGGGCAUGCGGCGCGGGCCUCACCACCCGCACGGCCAGAUCCCGGUUGAUCACAAGCAUCACCAUUACCAGCCUCGAGGGUCGGAGUCACUCACCGCGGACUCGGAUUUGCUGCAUGACACCAAGCAUUUAGAAGAAGAUUCACAAGUUCUUAGUGAGGAAAUGUUAUCUAAAAUGACGCCUGAAGAGAUGGAGUUUCAUUACUUUUCAGUUCACGACUUUGAUAGGAAUUCAAUGUUGGAUGGCUUGGAAUUAUUGAAGGCGGUUUACCAUACCAUGGAACACGAGGUCCUCGACGCUGACGAGGACUCCUCUAUUGAACCUAUAGCAAAUAGUAUAGAAAUGUAUGUGUCCCUUGUCGACCGUACUCUAAAGUCUGAUGACACAAACAACGACGGCUACGUAUCGUACGCGGAGUAUCGAGCAGCUCGAGCCAGGAAGGACAAGAGGCGAGCCGCGAGACAGUCCGCUGCCAGUGCCAACGCACCCGCCUAGUUCCUUUUAUAAGAGACAAUAAUUAAUUUUACAUUUGGUAGUAAUACAGGGCCUGGAUUUGUCCAAGCGCUGAUUGAAUCGCUCCAUGUUUUGUUCAAUUCGCGUCACUUGUCGUCACUGUUCGUCUUGUAGUUUAUUGUAAUAAUGGAUACGUUUUUUUUUGUAUCACAAAUAU
Molecule: messenger RNA, 1212 nt
Organism: Trichoplusia ni (cabbage looper)
Lineage: Eukaryota; Metazoa; Arthropoda; Insecta; Lepidoptera; Noctuidae
Product: multiple coagulation factor deficiency protein 2 homolog
Exons: 5
Coding region: 498-1037 (179 amino acids)
Source: RefSeq, a predicted model, not a curated record